Messenger RNA from Sus scrofa (pig), 2147 nucleotides. It is a transcript of the gene UBE2V1, whose product is annotated as ubiquitin conjugating enzyme E2 V1. The record is from RefSeq and is marked validated. Lineage: Eukaryota; Metazoa; Chordata; Mammalia; Artiodactyla; Suidae.
CCCGGGACGGGCGGGGGGUGAAGAAGGGGCCGGCCUUUGAGCGACAGCGACGCAAGAUGGCAGCCACCACGGGCUCGGGAGUAAAAGUCCCUCGCAAUUUCCGACUGUUGGAAGAACUCGAAGAAGGCCAGAAAGGAGUAGGAGAUGGCACAGUUAGCUGGGGUCUAGAAGAUGACGAAGACAUGACACUUACAAGAUGGACAGGGAUGAUAAUUGGGCCUCCAAGAACAAUUUAUGAAAACCGAAUAUACAGCCUUAAAAUAGAAUGUGGACCUAAAUACCCAGAAGCACCCCCCUUUGUAAGAUUUGUAACAAAAAUUAAUAUGAAUGGAGUUAAUAGUUCUAAUGGAGUGGUGGACCCAAGAGCCAUAUCAGUGCUAGCAAAAUGGCAGAACUCAUAUAGUAUCAAAGUUGUUCUGCAAGAGCUUCGACGCCUAAUGAUGUCUAAAGAAAAUAUGAAACUCCCUCAGCCGCCUGAAGGACAGUGUUACAGCAAUUAAUCAAAAAGAAAAACCACAGGCCCUCCCCUACCCCCCAUUCGAUUUAAGCAGUCUUCAUUUUCCACAGUAGUAAAUUUUCUAGAUACAUCUUGUAGACCUCAAAGUACUGGAAAGGAAGCUUCCAUUCAAAGGCAAUUUAUCUUAAGAUACUGUAAAUGAUACUAAUUUUUUUGUCCAUUUGAAAUAUAUAAGUUGUGCUAUAACAAAUCAUCCUGUCAAGUGUAACCACUGUCCACAUAGUUGAACUUCUGGGAUCAAGAAAGUAUAUUUAAAUUGAUUCCCAUCAUAACCGGUGGGGCACAUCUAACUCAACUGUGAAAAGACACAUCACACAAUCACCUUGCUGCUGAUUACAUGGCCUAGGGUCUCUGCCUUUUCCCCUUCCCCUCCCCCUGCUUCCCUCCCUCCCUGCAACAGCCCUCCAGCUUGGGGUGGCUUGUUAGAGUAGAUGUGAAGGUUUCAGGUCACAGCCUGUUGGACUACUGCUGGGUAUGGGGGGGUGCUUUGUCUGCACCCCUUGUUUCUUUUUUUAAGUCUUAAAUGAUGCCUCCCUUCCAAGCCAUCAUCCUUUCCCCAACUCUCCACUCCCACCCUUGGCCGAAGCAUAGAUUGUAACCCCCUCUGCUCCCCUCUGAAAUUGGCCUUUGGUGAGGAAUUCAGGGCUUUCCCCAUAUCUUCUCCCCCUACCUUAAUCGAGGGGUGCUGCUUUUUCCUUCCUCCUCCUCAAAUCCCUUUUUGCACCAUCACCACCCAACACUUUCCAUGGCACUUCCUUGCUUUGGCCAGAAGCCAUCAGGUAAGGUUGGAAAGAGUCUCUGACCGCCCUCAUUUAGUUUUGGAACCAUGUUUAUUUACUCUCCACCAGCCUGGGAAAUGAAUAUUGGGUUCUCAGCCCUGCCACCCUCUGCUGUCAUCAUCAGCUGAUGCGUUUUUAGCUCAGGUUUUGAUAAGAUGAAAGAACAGUCACCAGGGCUACUCAGACCUGCCAGCUCUCGAAGUCCUUGGUGGUUAAACUUGGAGAAAGGCCACGGAAGACACUUGUAAGCACACACAAUCCCUCUGAAUGAAUUGUUUUCUUUUCCUGUAAUUGCUUUUGCUUUUAAAAAUUGAAGAAGUUUUGAAGGUAUCUCAUUUGGUCAUCCUUGCAAUCCAAUUUGGGUCUAGUUUGGAAUCUGACAACUGGAACAAAAAGAAUCUUGAAUUCGGUGCAUACUUUGGUUUUGGUGCUGCUGCUUCUCACGGUCCUCAGCAGGGAUUAAGAAAGAACUCGGUGUGCACGGCAGAUCCCCGAAAUUGGCGGGCUUGACUUUCCGGCAAAUUGCUGCGUUUUUCCACUUUUCUGUUCAGGACCACUAAAUGCUGAGGUGUGGAUGCAUACCGAAAUAAAAGCAAUUCAUUGUGUUCUAAGGGUUUUUUUUUUUUUUUUUAAUUUAGCGUUUGUAUAAAACCACCUUUUGAAGCAGCAACUAUCAAGUCUGAAAAGCAAUUGAUGUUUCCAUUAAUCUUUUUCUGGGGAAAACCUUAGUUCUAAGGAUUUAACAUCCUGUAAGUAAAGUUUAACAUAACAGUAUUCCAUAAGCAGCCUUUUUAUUGUCAGACCAUUGCCUGAUUUUAAUAUAAUAAAAAGAAGUGUGCGUUAAUAUUUAA